AUGAAACAACACCGCCACCUUGAGCUGAGUAGUCUGGGCAGAUCCACCAGCUCCACAGACACAGCCAUUGUUCCCAAGCCUUCUUACUCAACCACCUCUUCUCACAGGCCCUCCUCCCUCCUUCACUCCCUCUUCCAUUUCCUCCUCCACCGCCGCAAUGCCCUCUCUCUCGUCACUCUCCCCCGCAAGCUCACCGGCACCCUAUUUGGCCACCGCCAUGGCCAUGUCACCUUCUCCCUCCAGCUCGACCCUCGUUCCGAACCUCUCACACUUCUCCAUCUCCACAUCUCUACCACUACUCUCCUUACAGAGAUGUCCUCCGGCGUCCUCCGCAUCGCCCUCCACUCCCACAAACUCCCCGGCCGAGCACGACCCACAAAGCUCCUCCAGCACCCCUCCUGGACCAUGUACUGCAACGGAACGGAAUCCGGUCUUGCCCUCUCUCGCACGUGCGAGGCAUAUGACCGACACGUCCUCAACACCAUUCGGAGCGUGUCCGUUGGAGCUGGCGUCAUUCCGGUGCUCCAUGAUGGAACAAAAGCUGGAGCCGGGUGCUCGGAACUGGGUGCAUUAGUGUAUAUGAGAGCCGAGUUUGAACGAGUUGUUGGAAGUGCUGACUCGGAAGCUUUGUUUAUGAUUAACCCUGAUGGAAAUGCAGCCUCUGAACUCACUAUUUUCUUGCUUAGAAUAUGA
Messenger RNA from Benincasa hispida (wax gourd), 693 nucleotides. Its product is annotated as protein MIZU-KUSSEI 1. Gene Ontology annotation, biological process: hydrotropism. The record is from RefSeq and is a predicted model, not a curated record. NCBI's taxonomy places the organism in Eukaryota, Viridiplantae, Streptophyta, Magnoliopsida, Cucurbitales, Cucurbitaceae.